UCGUUCGACAGAACUGCGCAUAUCUGUCCUCCUCAGACUACCCCAGUCGGCAGCUUUUAAACCCAUCGCCUCGCGAUUGCGACUUUCUUUGUGUCCGUAUUACACAAGGGAUCAGAACAAAACGUUUGGCAGGCUUAGUCCUUAUCCAUCAAACCUAGUCCGUCUUUCCACUUCAGUCUUCAUCAACCGCCAAGAUGGGUAUAGGAGGAUCCAAGGUGUGGAGCUGGCUCUCCCUGCUCAUGAAGCAGAAGGAGAUGCGAAUUUUGAUGGUUGGUCUCGACGCUGCGGGCAAGACCACCAUCCUCUACAAGCUCAAGCUGGGUGAAGUCGUCACGACGAUCCCGACCAUCGGUUUCAACGUCGAGACUGUCGAGUAUCGCAACAUCCAAUUCACCGUGUGGGAUGUUGGCGGUCAGGACAAGAUUCGGCCUCUGUGGAGACAUUACUUCCAGAACACGCAGGGUAUCAUCUUUGUCGUCGACAGCAACGAUCGUGACCGUGUGCCUGAGGCACGCGAGGAGCUCCAGCGCAUGCUCAACGAGGACGAGCUGAGGGAUGCCCUUCUCUUGGUCUUCGCCAACAAGCAGGAUCUGCCGAACGCCAUGAGCGUCGCCGAGAUCACAGACAAGCUUGGCCUUCACAGCCUGCGGCAACGCACCUGGUACAUCCAAUCCACCUGCGCUACUUCUGGUGACGGUCUGUUUGAGGGUCUGGAUUGGCUGGCUACGGAAAUCAAGAAGAACAACUAAAGCGACAGCGGAACACUGGGGAUCGAAACCUCCCUUCCACCGGCCAAGCAUGGUUCGAUUGCGCCCCUAUCAGGUAUCUGUUAGGCAAUCAGUCGACUAGCCCAUGAAAAAUUUUUACGGUUGAUGCCUGCACCGUGAACGACGCGCAUGAUGAGAAGAAGUAGCAGGAGAGGCUGGCCGACGCUCGUUCUAAACUUAGGUCACUCUCGGGACGAGGAGGCACACUGGGUUGGGAUCUUGUACAAUUUGAUACAUCGUCAGGAGAGAGACAUCAGUU
Canariomyces notabilis is the source of this 1026-nucleotide messenger RNA. RefSeq names its product ARF/SAR superfamily. The coding region runs from base 195 to 749 and encodes 184 amino acids. The record is from RefSeq and is a predicted model, not a curated record. Gene Ontology annotation, molecular function: GTPase activity; GTP binding. Lineage: Eukaryota; Fungi; Ascomycota; Sordariomycetes; Sordariales; Chaetomiaceae. The transcript is spliced from 5 exons. Gene Ontology annotation, cellular component: cytoplasm; plasma membrane. Gene Ontology annotation, biological process: intracellular protein transport; vesicle-mediated transport.